UAAACAUAGUAACUUUCCCAAUGGAAUACCAUAUGUUUUUAUUUUUGAAUAUGGUACCACUGUUCAAUGUCCACUGGUCAUUGUUCAAGUAAAUGUCCUCCAUCGAUGGGCAUUGUUCACGCCAUUAGACAUUAUUCAAGUACCAUUUAGUUGAUAAAAAAGUUUAGAUAUUACAUUGGGAAAUAACAUAUGUUUUAGUACUAUUUAAUGCAAAUUUCACAUAAAGCCACUGUUCCACCAGAGAUUAAUUUGGAAGCGUAUAAGGCAAAAUCUUCCAGUUGAGAAUGCGGCGAAGGCCGGGAAUCGGAGGACUACAGAAUGCAGCCACGGCUAGGGAUCACUACCGAUUGCUCGGUGAAAAUGUAGCCAAACUGAAAACAGAUCUUCUGAAAGAGCAGCUCGCUACUUUUCGCUCUAUGCUUGAAGACUUUGCUCGAAAACACAAGAAUGACAUUCGUAAGAAUCCUGCAUUCAGAUCACAAUUUCAUGAGAUGUGUGCUAAAGUAGGAGUUGACCCUCUUGCUUCAAACAAAGGUUUCUGGGCAGAGCUCUUAGGAAUUGGUGACUUCUAUUAUGAAAUUGGGGUACAAAUUGUUGACAUAUGUUUGACUACAAGGCCUCACAAUGGAGGCCUGAUCAGUUUAGAAGAAUUAUGUAAAAUUCUUGCUCAAAGACGUAAAAGUGCUCGUGAAACAGUGUCUGAGGAUGACUGUUUGCGUGCUAUAAGCAAGCUAAAGGUACUAGGUAAUGGUUUCGAGGUGGUUUCAGUUGGAAAAAGAAAGCUUGUUCGCUCGGUCCCAACUGAAUUAAACAAGGAUCAUAAUGAAAUUUUAGAGCUGGCUCAGACUCAAGGCUUUGUGACAGUUGAUGAGGUACAAAGACACUUGAACUGGUCAUCUGGUCGCGCUACUGAUGCUCUUGAAACACUGUUAGAGGAAGGUCUAGCUAUGAUUGAUGACGGGCACCGCGAUGGCAGACGCCGAUAUUGGUUUCCCUGUGUAUCGUCAAUGUCUGCCUAUUCAGGAGCUGAUUCAGUUCCAGAAAUAAAGUCUUUUUGAUAUGUGAGUGUUUCUUCAACACACAAAACCCAUCCCAUAAUUUAAAGAUUGCAAAAACUGUGCUGACCCCCCUUCUUUCUUCCAUCCAGUGAAGGGGCAGCAAUUUAAAAAUAAAUUCAGCUGUUUCAA
Cuscuta campestris is the source of this 1187-nucleotide messenger RNA. The record is from the annotation of a GenBank genome assembly. Lineage: Eukaryota; Viridiplantae; Streptophyta; Magnoliopsida; Solanales; Convolvulaceae.